Messenger RNA from Microplitis demolitor, 862 nucleotides. RefSeq lists its product as hypothetical. The transcript has 2 exons. The record is from RefSeq and is a predicted model, not a curated record. The coding region runs from base 124 to 579 and encodes 151 amino acids. NCBI's taxonomy places the organism in Eukaryota, Metazoa, Arthropoda, Insecta, Hymenoptera, Braconidae.
AAAUUUCGACAGUUGUAAUCAUGGCCUCAACUAUUUAACAGCCGGAUUUUAUGACAAUAACUCAGUCUGAAUCUUUCUUGAGUAAAGUCCAAACAAACUCACGGAAGCAGUAAUUAUUUAAAUAUGGAGUACCAAAAAAUUACAUUAUUUUUCAUAUUCUGCAUUUUUGGUUUUGCUUGCACAGCGAAAUUUCCCGUAACUUAUAAUAUAACAACAAGUAUAAAAUGCUUGAAUGAUUCGGUAGUGAUUGACGUAAACCGACAUGAACGACCUUCCGAAAUUACUAUCUAUACACUUUAUUCAGCAGAAGAGAAAGAUGAGGAUACAAAGUGUUCAAGAACUUUUUCACAACACGAACCAUCGGUGAAAGAACUUAAAUUCAAUCCAUGUGGAGCUCGGAGAUUUAAAGUGUAUGUAGAUGAAAAAAUUGGUGGUUCAACUCUAGAAUAUCAGGUUCCUAUUGAUUGUUCCAAAGUCGAAGUUGCGGAUAAAAAACUUGACCUUGUUGAUUUAACCAUGUUGGGCCUUGAUGUUUGGGCUAAAUAUUGGCCAAAGUCUCACGAAACCAAGGAAGAUUGAUUUUUAUAAUUAUCGUCUAUUCCAUUUACCAAAAUUGUAUUUUUUUGAGUAAUCGUACUUAUUUAUAAUUUCAAAAACUUUUAAAUGUCAAAAAAUUCACUUAUUUUUUUGUAAUAAAUAAAAUGUCUCUUUUUAUUCUUACAUGCCAUAUUUUUUAUAAUUAUUAUCAUUUAUAAAUACUUUAUUAAUAUCGCAUUAAAUUUGAAAUUAAUCAUUAGUCAUUAGUAAUGCAUUAAAAAAUUACCGACAGUAAAAAUUCAUUUUUUUAUUCAAAUUAAAAUUC